AUGGGAAACCAUACAAAAGUGACAGAGUUUAUCCUAGCAGGUUUGACUGAUGACCCACAGUUGAAAGUUGUGUUAUUUCUCUUCCUGCUUCUCACUUACUUGCUAAGCAUCACUGGCAACCUAACCAUUAUCACACUCACCCUGGUGGACACUCACCUCAAGACUCCCAUGUAUUUUUUCCUUCGGAAUUUUUCCUUCUUAGAAAUUUCCUACACUACUACAUGCAUUCCUAAAUUGCUGGUUAUUAUGGCAACUGGGAACAAAACUAUUUCGUAUAACAGUUGUAUUGCUCAAGUGUUUUUUGCCUUCCUUCUUGGAGCAUCUGAAUUUUACCUGCUGGCAGCUAUGUCCUAUGACCGCUAUGUUGCCAUCUGUAAGCCCCUACAUUACGCAACCAUCAUGAACAGUAAAAUCUGCAUACAGCUAGUCCUCAGUUGCUGGUUUGCUGGGUUCUUUGUUAUCUUUCCACCACUCCUUUUAGGUCUAGAACUCGACUUCUGUGACUCCAUCACUGUUGAUCAUUUCUACUGUGACACUAAUCCCCUCCUGCAGAUCUCCUGCUCAGACACACAGCUCAUUGAGAUGAUGGGAUUUAUCUCAGCUGUGGUAACACUUGUGGUCACAUUAGUAAUGGUGACAAUAUCAUAUACCUAUAUUGCCUUGACCGUUCUAAGAAUCCCUUCAACUACUCAGAGGAGAAAGGCUUUUUCAACAUGUUCUUCUCACAUGAUUGUGAUAACACUUUCUUAUGGCAGCUGCAUCUUCAUGUAUGUUAAACCAUCAGUCAAACAAAGAAUAUCAUUUUCCAAGGGAAUUGCUGUGCUCAAUACCUCUGUUGCUCCACUUCUGAAUCCUUUCAUCUACACGUUACGGAACCAACAAGUGAAAAAAGCCUUCAUGAAUAUGAUACACAGGGUUGUUUCUUUCUCAAACAAGUGA
Messenger RNA from Diceros bicornis minor, 939 nucleotides. Its product is annotated as olfactory receptor 6C74-like. Gene Ontology annotation, cellular component: membrane. The transcript has a single exon. Gene Ontology annotation, biological process: G protein-coupled receptor signaling pathway. The record is from RefSeq and is a predicted model, not a curated record. Bases 1 to 939 code for a protein of 312 amino acids. Gene Ontology annotation, molecular function: olfactory receptor activity; G protein-coupled receptor activity. Lineage: Eukaryota; Metazoa; Chordata; Mammalia; Perissodactyla; Rhinocerotidae.